AUGCCCCAAGAUCGCAGCUACGAAGAGCAACCUCUACGAUGCAUGGCCAAUUACUACGAUCAUGGCCAUGCCAAUUACACUACGGCCACUCGCUACCAGGCAACUACGGAAGGGUGGAUUCCUAGUCGUAUGGCGAACUACACAGGUACUCAAUUCGAUGAAGUCCGCAUGGAUUACCAAGAAGCCCAAAUCCAUCGCCACCCGGUUCGUGCAGAAGCGACUCUAGGCCACCCAGAUUUGAACAGUUCAAGUCGACGGAUGCAUGAAUCAGGGCAGACUUCUAGUACCGCCAACGACGUCAACCAGCAAGGAGCAAACCUCAGCGCCAGGCCCUCUUUUGAGACUCAGUCAGACGAUGUAACCAGACCUUACCGGCCACACAAGUAUGGGCCGGAGGUUGCCAAACGCUUUCGGUAUCAUCUUGAACAAUCUAGAUUCUACGGCUGGCGAGUUGGAGUGCUGCUUGGAAGCUGUGUUUCCACGUUUGUACUCAUCUGCAACAUUGCCAUGAUAAUCGUAGGCGCGAAAACAGGAUCUGGCUAUGAUGGAGAGGGCGUCGCAACGCUUAUGGCGGCUGACGAAGAGACAAUCUCCAGGUGGAAUACUAUUUGUCACGUCUUCAUCAACAUUCUCAGCACAGUUCUGCUCUCGGCGAGCAAUUACACAAUGCAGGUUCUGAACUCACCCACCCGACGAGAAAUAGACGUGGCUCAUCUGCGCGGAAGGUGGCUCGACAUUGGCCUUGUCAGCAUUCACAACUUGAGGGUCAUAUCUCGGAAAAGAGCAGCUCUCUGUUUGAUGCUAGCAGUAUCAUCGUUGCCUCUGCACCUCUUCUACAACGCUGCGAUCUUUAAAAUCAUCACACUGAGCAAGUACGAUGUGCUGAUCAUACAAGAAAACGACCCCAUCUUGAACAAGACUCUCGCUCCUGGUGAACGUCUAGACCAUACUGCAUGGAAGAAAACCUACGAAAACCCAUCAAUCACACGAUAUAGUGAUCUGUAUUUGACUAUUGAUCAAAUCUCGUUUGUAACGAAGAACGACCUCGCGGAGGUAGAUUUCUCGAUUGCGGAUCAUUUCCCACGAAAGAUAAGAAGCGAUGCUUUCGUCAACAUGCCUAUGCCUACAGACGCCGGCUGGAUACCCUUCAACAAUUGGACUUCAACAGUGUCAAACAAGUCCAUACCAGAUACGCUACACAUCGUAGAGGGCUGGGCGACUCGGGGUAAAUAUCAAAGCCGGAUACAGAUCAGUCUUCCUUUCAUGAUUGUAGUUGUCGCUUUCAACUUCUUCAAGCUUGUUAUCAUGGUCGGUGUGCUAACGAUGGACUCGUCAGAAUACCUCGUUACUUUGGGCGAUGCUGCAGCUUCUUACCUGGAGCACCCCGAGGAUUUUACAAAAGAAAAGAGUAUACUAGAGCUUGACAAGAUGCUAUCAAGUUUUGAGAGCCAUAGUACCAUAGCCUCUAGGUGCUUUUCAUGGCAGCCACGGCGACGACGCUACUGUUCAUCAAUCGGAUACGACAAAACCUGGUCUGCUGUUAUAGCCGGAACAUUACUGGUCAUCGUCAUUACUCUUUUCCCAACGAGGGUAACUGAUUUGGGUAGUGGGAUGUGGCAGUGGGGAUCUGCAUCGAGCGGCACCAUCUCGUUCGGCGCAACGGGAGCAUCUACAAAGGCUACACUCUGGAACGCUUGGCUGGCAAACAUGCCACAGGUCCUGCUGUCCCUCUGCUACAUCAAUCUCAACGCAAUAUGCACUGCAAUGGCAAGCACAGCUGAGUGGGACGGCUUGGCCACCACGAAGAAAGGGCUUCGAGUUACCAGACCGCGAGGCAAACAGCGCAGCACGUACUUCCUACAGCUCCCAUACAAGUGGGCAACACCACUCAUGAUGACCAGUGGUGGGUUACAUUGGUUGCUAUCGCAGACGUUCUUCAUAUCUCGUCUCGACUAUUACAACACUGAAGGCGGACUUGAGCGUUGGACCUCCGCCUGCGGGAUCUCAUUCUCUGGUCUGAUCGUCUUCUGUGUUGUCUGUGUGGCCCUGGUGGCGAUAGUUCGUUGUAUAGGUCGCUGGCCUAUGAUGCCUAAUCUUCCACUGGCAGAGAACUGUAGUAUCAUGAUCAGUGCAGCAUGUCAUCCGGAUCCGAGCGAGGUGGAUCCGCAUCUGAAGAAGGUGCAAUGGGGUGUCAUCCCCGGUACUGGGCGUUGCUCGUUGUCGUCGAAGCCCACGAUGAGGCCUCAAGUCGGUGAGACGUACUCGUAA
Messenger RNA from Boeremia exigua, 2268 nucleotides. RefSeq lists its product as uncharacterized. The record is from RefSeq and is a predicted model, not a curated record. The coding region runs from base 1 to 2268 and encodes 755 amino acids. Lineage: Eukaryota; Fungi; Ascomycota; Dothideomycetes; Pleosporales; Didymellaceae. The transcript is spliced from 4 exons.